Gymnodraco acuticeps is the source of this 3893-nucleotide messenger RNA. RefSeq names its product SEC62 homolog, preprotein translocation factor (gene sec62). The record is from RefSeq and is a predicted model, not a curated record. Gene Ontology annotation, cellular component: endoplasmic reticulum membrane; endoplasmic reticulum. The transcript has 8 exons. Lineage: Eukaryota; Metazoa; Chordata; Actinopteri; Perciformes; Bathydraconidae. Gene Ontology annotation, biological process: post-translational protein targeting to membrane, translocation. The coding region runs from base 62 to 1459 and encodes 465 amino acids.
AAUACACUAUCUAUGCGCGUGCGCAGGUUCGCGCACGUCGGAGGAGCUGAGUUGGAGGAUCAUGGCGGAGCGCAGGAAGCACAAGAAACGGAUCCAGGAGGUGAGCGAGCCCACCAAGGAUGAGAAGGCGGUGGCCAAGUACCUCCGAUUUAACUGUCCCACCAAGUCCACCAACAUGAUGGGCCAUCGAGUCGACUACUUCAUCGCCUCGAAGGCCGUGGACUGCCUGCUGGACUCCAAGUGGGCGAAGGCUAAGAAGGGCGAGGAGGCGCUGUUCACCACCAGGGAGUCUGUGGUGGAGUACUGCAACAGGCUCCUGAAGAAGCAGUUCUUCCACCGGGCUCUCAAAGUGAUGAAGAAAAAACCAGAGAAGGAGAUCAAGAAAGAGAAGGAGAAGGAAAAAGAGAAGGAGAAGGAAAAAGAGAAGGAGAAGGAAAAAGAGAAGGAGAAGGAAAAAGAGAAGGAGAAGGAGAAGACCAAGGGCGACAGCAGCAAAGAGGAGGAGAAAAAAGGGAAGAAAGAGAAAGAGAGGAAGAAAGAGUCCGAAGUUGCUGAAACCAAGAAGGAGAAGAGCGAUGACAGUCCUGGAACUCCCAAGAAGAAGAAAGACGUGAAGAAGAAAUUCAAACUGGAGCCUCAUGAGGAUCAGCUGUUUCUAGACGGAAACGAGGUGUUUGUCUGGAUUUACGAUCCUGUUCAUUUCAAGACGUUCGCCAUGGGACUGAUACUCGUCAUUGCAGUGAUCGCAGCCACGCUGUUCCCUCUGUGGCCGGCAGAGAUGCGAGUUGGAGUUUAUUAUCUGAGUGUAGCCGCAGGCUGCUUCGUGGCCAGUAUUCUGCUUCUCGCUGUCGCUCGCUGCAUCCUCUUCCUCAUCAUCUGGGUGGUAACGGGCGGGCGCCACCACUUCUGGUUCCUCCCCAACCUAACGGCCGACGUGGGCUUCAUCGACUCGUUCCGCCCGCUCUACACUCACGAUUACAAAGGGCCGAGAGCCAAGAAGGACAAGAUGGACGACAAGGAGGAGGGUGGCAACAAGAAAUCAGACAGCGACGAGAAGUCUGACAGCGAGAAGAAGGACGGCGAUGAGGAGGACGAGGAGGAGGAGGAGGAAGAGGAGGAGAGCAAAGAGGUGGAGGAGAGUAAAGAGGCGGAGGGGGGGGGAACGGGGGCGGAGCGUCACUCAGACACAGACAGCGACCGGCGGGAGGACGAGGGCUCGCAGCACAGCAACGGAAACGACUUUGAGAUGAUCACCAGGGAGGAGCUGGAGCAGCACACUGAGGAGGAGGAGGAAGAAGAGAAGAAAGAUGAGGAGGAAGAAGAGAGGAAAGAGGGGGAGGAAGAGAGGAAAGAGGAGGAGGAAGAGAGGAAAGAGGAGGAGGAAGAGAGGAAAGAGGAGGAGGAAGAGAGGAAAGAAGUGGCGGAGAAUGAGACGAGUCCUCAGACUGCUGAAACAUAAACUUCUUACAAUCCCAUCACACUUUCUCUCUCUCUCCCUCCCCUCCUUCCCUCCCUCCUCGAGGCCGAGGAGCCGCUCCAUCUCUUCGUGUUGAGAUCUUCCACUAAACAGCACCAGGAUGGACACGUAGGGGAAAAUAGAUAAUGGCUACGACAAUGGGGGGGAUCAUCUAAAAGAAGCCUUACAGAGGAUCCGAGUCCUCCCACCCACAUGUUAUUUAUGUCAAAACGAAAACUGCCACCAACUUGUUUGCCUGAGGAAGUUUGUCCUUUUUGUUCUCACGUCCACUUUCUUUUGGUGUUGUUUCCUCUCCAAAUGUUUUUAUUUAUGUCCCCUUUCUUUAAAAGUCAGUGUCAGAGCCCCCCCCCCUGUUGUCUUUGAGCUCCAUGUUGUUGGUACAAUCACGUUAGCCAAAAAGCCCUCGUUGUUUUUGUGACAGGAGAACGCUCCACUUCCUGUUGGCAGCGCUUAAAGGAACAGUACACCCCAAAAUCAAAGACACACAUUUUCCUCUAACCUGUUGUACAAUUUAUCAAUCUAUAUUGUUUAAGCUCAUCUGAGGAGGACACCAUUGAUGUUUACAUCUCACCCUGUCUGUCACUAGAACUUGAGUACAUGCACACUUUUUUCUGUGCAGUGAUUCGGUAGAAUUAUCCUGAGUCACUGGGUCAUGAUUUCCGGAAUAGGAAAGUGACGUUGAGUGUUUCAAUUCGAGUCGAGUGCCACGUAGUUCCAUAAUAUUUCCGAGAGAAGGGAGCCAUCCUCCUUCUGAUGUCUCCAACAGCAACUCCCAAAGACAGAAACAAGCUAGAUUGAUGAAAAGCUAUACCGGCAAGAGGAAAAAUAUCAUCUUUGAUUUGGGGGAGAAGUUUCCCUUCCAAUCAAACUGACCAGCAUGUCUGCUUUGAAACCCCAACCAAGCCAGAUGGACCAAACCCUGAAGUUUACUCGAAGAAACCUAAAGUCGACCAUGUUGUGGCUGGAUGGAGUGUUAUUAGAGCAGACUCGUACAGCUAGCGGAGGUGAUGCCAGACAGAUGUUGACCAUAGUGCGAGCUGGGACACAGCUGGCGUGCUUAGCUUUCUUUCUUCUUCAAAAGAUUGUCAGCAUUUGUUGUACCGCUAAAGCUAGAAGAUGUUUAAUUCUCUAAUGAAACUGUUUAUUGCAAACCGAACCAGAUAUAAAGUCGACUCUAGUGCCAAACAAGACUAAUAAUGAUGUUAUGCAGGCUCAUGCGGAUUGUUGAGAGCGAGGGUACGUUUUUGUUGAUUUGUUGAUUUUGUAACCGCCGUGUCAAACUCCUUAAACCUUUCACGUCUUUGAUAAAAUAAAAAGCACAGCACAAAGUUGUUAGUGUGUAGCUAAACAAAGAUUUUUGGUCUCAAUGAAACCGUUUAGACGCCCAACGUAAACCGUUUCUGUCUCAGAGGCCGUCGUGAAAAUCCAGACUGCAAUUUAAUGUCCGGACAGAGCGCGGUCCAAUCAGAUCCUUCAUCACUUUCUGCCUAGAGGCUCUUUUUAGUCAUAGCAAGGAUUAUAUUGAAGUAUAAGAAAUAGUAUCAUUUAUAUAUGGAUUCUAUGGAUAUAUCAAAUAUAAACAUAACAGUAUAAUAAAGUAUAAAACUCUUUUUCCUUUCAUUUUGUAUUAGUUCAUUUUUAUUUGUAUGUGCUUUUUGUUUUUUCUACGAUCACAAAGCGCAAACUCAUUAUUUAAAGGAAACAUCUGGGGUUAGAAAACAGUGGGAAUUUAUUACAUACAAGUUUUUCUGUAUAUUUUUACAUUUCCUACCGUAACAUUGAUUGUUUCCACGUGGAUUUGUCUCACUAACAAUUGGUCAGUUAUUAACCCGAGCUUAUACAACCAGUGGCCAAAUCUCUCCUCGUAAAACAAUGAGUUAAUAUAUUCCACACGGCUUCCUGUAGUUUGUUUGACCUGCAAGUGAACUCACUUAGACUGUGUUAGUAGUCUCCUGUAAUCCCACUGAGGUGUGUAGCUCUUCAACUUUCUGACUCCAUGUCUUUUCUUUUUGAUUAUAUUUGUUUUCUUCCCCAAAGGGCAAAGUGCAUCUGUUUCCUGAGUUGCCAGUUGCUGUUCUCUAAACAUUGGCUUAGCCGUUUCACAAAAGAGGAAAGAAUACCAAUUCUCCCAAUAGUUCUUGACUGUCGCACAGUAUCGGUCUGUUGUGUAUUGUAGUAUUAUUACACUAUGCUGCUGCUUCUAAUCGCACAUCUCUGGGGGAAAUAAAAAAGUGAAAUUGUAAAACAUCAAUGUUUUAUCUGUGGUCAAAAGUCUGUCUUUUGAUCACCUAGUUGUCUUCAUUUGGAUCAAUUUCAUUCUGAAGACUGUCUCAUGCAAUAUUGGAGUAAACUUUAAUAAAACUGGAUGUCUGGAAAUAUAUCUGUAUCUUAUUGCAAUAAAAAUAUAGAAAGCAAA